CCACGCACAUGGAGUAGAGAUGCAUAUGGAUCUAAAGGCCUGGAGUGGCACCUCCGCCACAACGGCCACUAUAAGAAGCUCGAGGAUACCGCCCCGAAUAUGUUCUUGAUUCCCUUCUUACCGCACUCGCUCAUUACAAUCUAAAAGGUUAUAUCCGGGUCGAAUCGAAUAUGAAGGUCACUACUGCCAGUGUUGCGGCUUUAGCCACCGGUGCUAUUGCCGCGCCCUCAAGCACCACCCCUCGCUCAGCUAACAAGGCUGCUGCUGCUUGCUCCUCGGCUGUCACCCUCGACGCCAGCACCAAUGUGUUCAAGAACUACAAGCUGCACGCUAACACCUUCUACCGUGAGGAGGUCAACAAGGCCGUUGAGCAGAUGACCGAUGCGGCCUUGAAAACUUCGGCCGCGAAGGUUGCUGACGUCGGUAGCUUUUUGUGGCUCGACAGCAUUGCCAACAUUGCCAAGUUCGACGCCGCCGUUGAGGACCUUCCUUGCGAGGAUAUCCUUGGUCUUGUUAUCUACGACUUGCCCGGCCGUGACUGUGCCGCCAAGGCCUCCAACGGUGAGCUCAAGUACAACGAGCUCGACCGAUACAAGACUGAAUACAUUGACCCCAUCGUCGCGAAGGUCAAGGCCAACCCCAACUCGGCUUUCGCUCUUCUGAUCGAGCCCGACUCUCUCCCCAACUUGGUCACCAACUCCGACCUCAGCACUUGCCAGGAGAGCAAGACCGCCUACGAGGAGGGUGUCGCUUACGCUCUUAAGAGCCUCAACCUUCCCAACGUCGUUAUGUACGUCGACGCUGGUCACGGUGGCUGGCUCGGCUGGGACGCCAACCUCAAGCCCGGUGCUGAGGGCCUUGCCAAGGUUUACAAGGCCGCCGGCAGCCCCAAGCAGGUUCGUGGUUACGCCACCAACAUUGCUGGCUGGAACUCUUGGGACCAGGAGCCCGGUGAGUUCUCGGACGCGUCCGAUGCCAAAUACAACUCGUGCCAGAACGAGAAGACGUACGUCACCAAGUUCUCGGCUGCCCUUAAGACGGCUGGCUUCCCCGAGCACGCCAUCGUCGACACUGGCCGUAACGCCGUUACUGGCCUCCGUGAGGAGUGGGGUGACUGGUGCAACGUUAAGGGAGCUGGUUUCGGUGUCCGCCCGACUGCUGACACUGGCCUCGAGCUGGCUGAUGCCUUCGUCUGGGGUAAGCCCGGUGGUGAAUCUGACGGUACCAGCGAUGAGAGUGCUACCCGUUACGACUCUUUCUGCGGAAAGCCUGAUGCCUACAAGCCCUCUCCCGAAGCCGGUGAGUGGAACCAACCCUACUUCGAGGAGCUCCUCAAGAACGCCAAGCCCCAGUUUUAAGCGGUUAGCGUGGGCAGUUAUGGCAUUUGCGUCCGACUUGGUGGUGCAGCUGGUGGGACGAUGUGAAGCUCAGCUCUGUUUGUCUAUCAAGAUGGACUAAGCGAGCUAAGUGACACAGGUCG
Molecule: messenger RNA, 1480 nt
Organism: Daldinia vernicosa
Lineage: Eukaryota; Fungi; Ascomycota; Sordariomycetes; Xylariales; Hypoxylaceae
Product: glycoside hydrolase family 6 protein
Exons: 3
Coding region: 171-1358 (395 amino acids)
Biological process (GO): cellulose catabolic process
Molecular function (GO): hydrolase activity, hydrolyzing O-glycosyl compounds
Source: RefSeq, a predicted model, not a curated record